UGACGUCAUCGGAAGCUGCGCGAAGAUGUCGACGGCGAUGAAUUUUAGCUCCAAGAGCUUCAACCCCCGGCCCCCGGAUAAGGGCUCCUUCCCCCUGGACCACCUGGGUGAAUGUAAAGAAUUUAAAGACAAAUUUAUGAAUUGCCUUCGAGAGAGCAAGUUUGACAAUUCUCUGUGCAGACAGCAAUCGAAGGAAUACUUGGAGUGUAGAAUGGAAAGGCAGCUGAUGACAAAAGAACCACUGGAGAAGCUGGGAUUUAAAGAUCUCAUCGACAGUAAUGCAUCAGAAAAACAGCGGCAGAUGAAAACCUAACUGUAGAGGAGCACAUUCCAACUACAAACUAAACAGGAGUCCAUUGAUGGACAUAUUUUCAUAUUGACUCUGUAUAUAUUGGAAAAGAAGUUAAAUUUCUGUAUAAUAAACGUGGAAUAAAUACUUAA
This is a messenger RNA of Hemiscyllium ocellatum (epaulette shark), 441 nucleotides long. RefSeq names its product cytochrome c oxidase assembly protein COX19 (gene cox19). NCBI's taxonomy places the organism in Eukaryota, Metazoa, Chordata, Chondrichthyes, Orectolobiformes, Hemiscylliidae. Bases 26 to 313 code for a protein of 95 amino acids. The transcript has 3 exons. The record is from RefSeq and is a predicted model, not a curated record. Gene Ontology annotation, cellular component: mitochondrial intermembrane space. Gene Ontology annotation, biological process: mitochondrial respiratory chain complex IV assembly.